Dipodomys spectabilis (banner-tailed kangaroo rat) is the source of this 1599-nucleotide messenger RNA. It is a transcript of the gene Tbc1d14, whose product is annotated as TBC1 domain family member 14. NCBI's taxonomy places the organism in Eukaryota, Metazoa, Chordata, Mammalia, Rodentia, Heteromyidae. The record is from RefSeq and is a predicted model, not a curated record. Bases 116 to 1513 code for a protein of 465 amino acids. The transcript is spliced from 13 exons.
CGGGAGGAAGGCUCCCAGCUUGUCCCUGGCACUGUGACUUGCCAGGAAUGUGGCACCAGUAGAGUGGCACCCCAGCACCCCGGCCCCCCAGAGCUGCGCGGUCCCAGCAGACACCAUGGCUGUCUCUCCCGCACUCCUGCUGUUCAUGGACAGGAAUUUGCUUGCUAGAAAACACAAUGCAAGAUUUGACAGACAAAGAGACUUGGGAUGGAAGUUAUUUGGAAAAGUUCCACUCCGAGAGAAUGCUCAGAAAGAUUCAAAGAGAAUACAAAAGGAACAUGAAGACAAGGCUGGAAGCCCAAGCAGGCCACCCUCCCCGAAGCAAAAUGUGAGGAAGAACUUGGACUUUGAGCCGCUUUCCACCACCGCACUCAUCCUCGAGGACAGACCCGCCAAUCUCCCAGCAAAACCAGCUGAAGAAGCGCAGAAGCACAGGCAGCAGUAUGAAGAAAUGGUGGUGCAGGCCAAAAAACGAGAGCUUAAAGAAGCCCAGCGGAGGAAAAAGCAGCUGGAGGAACGAUGCCGAGUGGAAGAGAGCAUCGGGAACGCUGUGCUUACGUGGAAUAAUGAGAUCCUGCCCAACUGGGACACCAUGUGGUGCUCUAGGAAAGUUCGAGAUCUGUGGUGGCAGGGAAUCCCGCCAAGUGUGAGAGGCAAAGUCUGGAGCUUGGCCAUUGGCAAUGAGUUGAACAUCACCCACGAACUCUUUGACAUCUGUCUGGCCCGGGCCAAGGAGCGGUGGCGGUCCCUCAGCACAGGAGGUUCAGAAGUGGAGAGUGAAGAUGCCGGGUUUUCUGCAGCAGACAGAGAGGCCAGUCUGGAGCUUAUUAAACUGGACAUUUCUAGAACAUUCCCUAAUCUCUGCAUCUUCCAGCAAGGUGGUCCAUAUCAUGACAUGUUGCACAGUAUUUUGGGCGCUUAUACUUGUUACCGACCAGAUGUGGGCUAUGUUCAGGGUAUGUCCUUUAUAGCCGCAGUGUUGAUCUUGAACCUAGAUACUGCAGAUGCCUUUAUUGCUUUUUCUAAUCUUUUGAAUAAACCCUGUCAAAUGGCGUUUUUCCGAGUGGACCAUAGCCUUAUGUUGACUUAUUUUGCUGCAUUUGAGGUUUUCUUUGAAGAAAAUUUGCCAAAACUAUUUGCGCAUUUCAAGAAGAACAACUUGACUCCAGACAUCUACCUAAUUGAUUGGAUCUUCACCCUGUACAGCAAGUCCCUGCCCCUGGACCUGGCCUGCCGCGUGUGGGAUGUGUUCUGCCGGGACGGGGAGGAGUUCCUCUUCCGCACAGCCCUGGGCAUCCUGAAGCUGUUCGAGGACAUCCUGGCCAGGAUGGACUUCAUCCACAGCGCUCAGUUCCUGACAAGGCUGCCCGAGGACCUGCCGGCAGAGGAGGUGUUCGCAGCGAUCGCCGCCAUCCAGAUGCAGAGUCGCAACAAGAAGUGGGCGCAGGUGCUGGCUGCACUACAGAAAGACAGCCGGGAGAUGGAGAAAGGAAGCCCGUCCCUCCGACACUGAGCCUGCGCCGGCCCCGCUCUCUGCGCAAGGCAGGUCUCCAAGCAGACCUGUGAUUUUUCACACUGACACUGGCCACAGGAAAGCAG